Molecule: messenger RNA, 789 nt
Organism: Procambarus clarkii (red swamp crayfish)
Lineage: Eukaryota; Metazoa; Arthropoda; Malacostraca; Decapoda; Cambaridae
Source: RefSeq, a predicted model, not a curated record
GCCGCCGUCCCUGCUUCCUCCACACUGAUCACAAUGCCGUAUUGUCUGCGUGAGAUCAUAGUGGCGGCGGUUUGUGCUGUACCCGCAUUCAGUCUGGCAUUGGUUGGAUCAAUGGAAAGUGGUGUGAUGGUGGGCCAGGUGGGCGUGGAUGUAGGCUUGGCUGUGGGUCAGGUGGUGGAGCACCAUCUCACUGGCUGUCACCUGGUACUCAUCACCACUACCCGUCACUCACUCGUCACCUCCAACAUACUCAGGUUCGUGGAGACCAGGGUAGUCGUGGAUGUAGAUUCAUUUUUCUAUAGUCACCAUCGACCACCAUGGGAUAUCCUUUCCCUUGUGCCCAACGCAACGCUUCUCCCACCAAAAUCAUGGAAGCAGGGAUCAUCACAAGAACAACUCACACGAGAGAACCUCCUGCAGGAUCUGUGGGGGGACUCAAGAACCACCUGCCAGGGACUUAUUCUCGACCUCACGUUCAUCAGCAGUACCACUCACCUUGCCCUCAGGUUUCAUCAGCUACUUAAAGUACCCUUUUAUCACAACAUUACGGUUGGUGGAGAUGUCUGGACUGUGGCGGCUGCCGUAGACGGUGGUGAUAGCCAUAGGUGGGAGGGCGGGGGUGAGGGCCGUGCUCCUCCACCACAGUCCUCCGCAACACUGUCCACGCCCUCCACCUCGCCCUUCACCACGCCUCGCUCCACGCCCUCUACCUCGCCCUCCACCACGCCUCCCACCAUAGCCUUUCACCACACCAUGCAUCCAUCCUCAGGAAGUUCCGCACCCAGGAAG